Molecule: messenger RNA, 701 nt
Organism: Cucurbita pepo subsp. pepo (vegetable marrow)
Lineage: Eukaryota; Viridiplantae; Streptophyta; Magnoliopsida; Cucurbitales; Cucurbitaceae
Product: protein NOI4-like
Source: RefSeq, a predicted model, not a curated record
UCCAAUAAGACCACUUUUGCCCCAAUUUACAAAAGUCGCCUCUUCUACUCUCUCAAUCCGUCUUUGUUAUUUUCUCUCAUUCAUUGUUUUCAAAUUCAUUUCUUUUUCCUCGGAAUCGUUCUCUCUGGAAUUCAUGGCGGACAAGGGUCGGCCAUUGCCCAAAUUUGGUGAGUGGGAUGUUAAUGAUCCGACAUCUGCUGAGGGAUUUACUGUGAUUUUUAACAAAGCUAGAGAUGAGAAGAAAACAGGCGGCAAACCUGAUUCACCUGGAAAAGUUGAUGCACAGGGCAGGCCUGGAGCAAAUCCUGCCAAGGCACCGCCUAAGAAAUGGCUUUGCUGUAUCCAAAGUCCCCCUGCUGAGUCUUGAGAAGGUUGGGUUAAGGGGUCUCAGUUGAAAAACAUAUUAUUCUAUAGUCGUGUCUGCUGUGGCCUCUCGAAUACGAUGAACGUUCAUGGAGCCUUGAAGGUCCUACUAAAUUUUAUUCAAUUACAUGUAAAUCUGAGUGUUGUUGUGGAGGAAGAAGUAAAAGAAGACGAACAUGUAUUGUAUUCAUACUAUUAAUAUGGUGGUUUUUUAUUAGAGGAUAAAGUUGCUAUUCUGUCUUUGCCUUUGGUGUGAGCUGUAAAGCUUUGCACUGGACAUCAUGUAUAAUUGUGGUUGGUAUAAUUAAUGUAAUACAACUCUUUUGCUUUUCUUUUGA